Dibothriocephalus latus is the source of this 423-nucleotide messenger RNA. NCBI's taxonomy places the organism in Eukaryota, Metazoa, Platyhelminthes, Cestoda, Diphyllobothriidea, Diphyllobothriidae. The record is from the annotation of a GenBank genome assembly.
AUGCCUUCAGUUGACCGCCUUGUCGGUAUUUCCAGUUUGCACUACGAGGGUCUACAGACCGUAUACCAAAAUGUGAUACGAGCCACCUGUUGUGACGACAAGAAGCACUGCUGUCCCGAGGGAUAUGCAUGCCUAAAGGGCAGUUGCAAGAGGAAGUUACCCUGGGCCAGCGGCCCCGCCUUCCUGCCCAUGAAGGAGAAGAAGCCAGCCCGCUUGUCGGCGCGUGACGCCUACGUGCCCUGUCCGGACGGCCACAGCAAGUGUCCGGAUGGCUCAACUUGUUGUCCAAAUGCGGCUAAAACCCAGUACGGCUGUUGUCCCAUGCCCAAUGUAAGCAUCACUAAGCUCCGCUUUCAUACUCGAUCCAUGUGUUUACUACUACUACUACUAAUAUUACUACUACUAAUAUUACUACACGUCUGA